AUGGCGAGGAUGUGGGAGAUGUCAAUCAUUGUUACCAACCGCCGCCACCACCACCACGGAGGAAUUGCGGCGCAAGGCAAGAACAGUCUGCAGCGCUGCCACCCCACUGGCCUCCAACAAGCAAGCCCCAGGUCCAAAGUCCUAGAGACUCAAGCGUUUCAGUGUCAGAAAUAUAGAUUUCCAAGUGCAAACGGAACCAAAUUAGAUGUGUUUGUACAUCACACUACUGUUGAAAAGAUUCAACCUGAGAAACACGUGCGGUGCAGGAGGGAUUUAUCCUGCAAUAAAAUACGGUAUAUUGAAAGAGGGACAUUCGAAUCAUUACCUUUUUUGAAGUAUAUGAACCUUGGGUGCAAUCUACUCACUGAACUGAGCUAUGGAACAUUUCAAGCAUGGCAUGGAAUGCAGUUUUUACAGAAGCUAAUCCUCAGCCAGAACCCUCUGACAGUUGUUGAAGAUCCAUACCUUUAUAAGUUGCCAGCAUUAAAAUAUUUAGACCUGGGGAAAACACACGUGCCAAUGACAGCGCUUGAGAACAUCCUCAUGAUGACCCUGGAGCUGGAGCAUCUAAUCUUACCUAGACAUAUGGCCUGCUGCCUCUGCAAAUAUAAAACUGAUAUUGAGGUUGUCUGCAAGACAGUCAAACUGCAUUGCCAUACUGGAUGUCUGACAAACUCCACACAUUGUCUUGAAGCAUCUAUAGGGAACCCCGAAGGACCAUUCAUGAAGGUGUUGCAGGCCCGGAAGGAGAACACCAGCACUGAGGUCACUAUUGAACCAGAGAGAGCCUAUUCAGAAAAAGAUGAUCUUAGCUCUUCAGGCUUCAUGGAUGAGCAGCUCGACUUUAACGAUGAAAGUGACGUGAUUAGUGCCCUGAAUUACAUACUGCCAUAUUUCUCAGAGGGAAAUCUGGAAGAUGUGGUGUCGACAUUGUUACCAUUCAUAAAACUGCUGUUUUCUAAUGUACAAAAUGCAGAUGGUUCCCUGGAAUCCUACAAAAAUGAUUCAAGGAGGCUUGCUCUUAACCCUGUACCAAAAGCAAGUAAGAUGGCUUACAAAAAUGAACUGAAUAAACUUUAUUUUCUAGAGAAUUUGUUAGAUGCAGAGAUUGGUGAGGUUAGGAAGAAAGAGAAAACUGCCAUGCUUAUGCAGCAGUCUGGCCACUUGAGUCCCAAAUUUAAACAACGAAAGAGAUGGGCCCCUGCCCAGGCAGAGGAAAACAGUCUUGCAGAAAUUGACAAGGCAGAGAAACGACUCCACAGCCUGAACAGAGUACUCAAGGGGACAGGAAGCAUACAGAAAAGGCACUUUAAGGGAGUGAGUGACAAGAGCCUGUGGAAUAAGCAGAGUGUCCAGACGCCUGUGGAGAGUAUUGCCAAAGACGGGCAGCUCGGGAGCCCACCCACAGCGGAGUUGCAGCAGCUCGGUCUGGUUCAGAAGCCCAAGACUUUAGUAGAAAAUUCCUCCCACCCAGAGCCCUUGCUCCCAAAGGAGCAUGGGGAGGCAGUGUCUUCUUCCACAGAACAGUCACUGGUGGACAAGACUCCCACUACAAAAUCACUGCCUGAGUUCAUAGACAGACGAAAAGACUUGUCUUACACCAUUUUUGUUUUAGAAAGUGCAAAUGCCAAUGUGAAAAGAACGAAGGGGUCUAACCCUAGUUUUCUGUCUGAAAAUAGACAUAGAAACCUUAGGAAGAAAAUAUCUCAUUUCCGGUUGAUUGCAAAGAGUCCAGCAUCCUCUGCAGUGAGGAGCCUGGUAAAUUCCCCUGCAGAAGGGGUCUUUUCAUCUUUAGGAGACCUGAGUUAUGCAGAAAAGCCUUUUUCACAAUUAGAUGCUGCCUUAGAACCUCCUACAGAAAAACUUCUUGAAGAAAAUCAGGCAGCAAUAGAUGAUACUGAAGAAAACAUCCUCAAACCAGCCCUCACUGGGCCUAAAGAAGCUGCAUUAGAAAAUAUUCCCCCUGAGAAUCCCACUGUAGAGUCUAAUGGGCCUACAUCUGAUUUAAUUCCAACUGCUCAGCAAACAAGCAAGCUACAGUUAGACUUCACCUUGGGGUCUGACUCCCAUGACCACUUCAAAGAUUUUGCUUACCCAUUACUGAUGUCACCAGGUGAACGCUUUGAAUCUCAGCUAAACCAGCAGCUGCGGCCCCUCAUCCCCAACAACAACGUGAGAAAGCUUAUUUCUCAUGUUAUCAGGACUUUGAAGAUGGAUUGCUCUGACCCCCGUGUACAACUGUUCUGUGCCAAGCUCAUCUCCAGAACUGGCCUCCUGAUGAAGCUUCUCAGUGAGCAACAAGAAUUCAAGUUGUCCAGGGCCGACUGGGAUACCGACCAGUGGAAAACUGAGAACAUCAAUGAGAGCACAGAAACCCAAGGCGAACAGAAGGAUCUGGAACAAAGUCAGCACACAAAAGAAGUUCCAGGAUACGGCUACAACAACAAAGUCAUCUUGGCAAUAUCUGUAACUGUAGUAGUGACAGUGUUGAUUAUCGUUUUCUGUCUCGUUGAGACUGGUGGUGUUGCGGUGAGAGGCUGUGGGAGCAGUGGAGAGUUCUCUGUCCGUGAGGAUGGUGGAAUUUUGAGGCUAGAAGGCAGAAAUCAGCAUGGGAUUUAUCUUCACAGAGCAGGAAGAGGUGAAGAUGAAGAAAAGUCCAUAGGGUACUUCAAUCCCAGGGUCAAUAAAUUUAGAAAAACACUUGUGACAACCCAUCCUCACAAGACCACCGUUCAGUCUCCUAGGCCAGUUCUUUUCAUGAGCGCUCCAAACAGGCACAACAGCGAGAGAGCUCCCAAGGCCAGGAAAGAGCAAAUCCUCUCCGAGUGUGAGAAACCUGCCAAGAGGCUUGGCUACGGGAACUUGAUUGACAGAGAGCAAUGUGGGGAAGUUAUCAAAGGGCUUGGAGAGAGGACCGGGUUGACUUGGACCCCGUCCAGGAACGGGGAGGCAGCAGCCCAACUGAGGGCUGCUGAGGAUCUCCACUCUUGGAGCAGGUGGAAGGACUUUAUUCGAGGGUGCGCUGUCAGCGGCGACAAAGGGGGUGCCCCAGUGCAAGCUCUCUAG
Messenger RNA from Microtus oregoni (creeping vole), 3066 nucleotides. RefSeq names its product leucine-rich repeat-containing protein 37A3-like. The record is from RefSeq and is a predicted model, not a curated record. Gene Ontology annotation, molecular function: protein binding. Bases 1 to 3066 code for a protein of 1021 amino acids. Lineage: Eukaryota; Metazoa; Chordata; Mammalia; Rodentia; Cricetidae. The transcript has 12 exons.